CAAAAGCACCGAAGGAUACUUAUUUGUCAUUAAAAAAUGUGGGCCUUCUUAGUGAUCACGCUUGUCCUGGCUGUCAGGGCUUCAGACACUAACAACAACACAGAGGUUGAAGAACAGCUUGAUAUAGCCAGAGGUAAACUGCUGGCUCCCAGUGUGGUCGGAUGAGGCAUAAAGAAAAUGCCCGAGCUCCAUCAUUUUCUUCUGGAGCGCUGGGCUUUAUACCACAACUUGGAAUACGAUUCAUCGGAGGAGAAGAAUCCCCAUCUGAUAUUCUAUAACCAAAAAGACGAGGUUGUAAAGACUGUUCCUGUGAAGGAAAUGAAGGCAGAGGAGAUCAGCAGCCUGUUGGACUCACUAGGUUUCUACAAGAGGACCCAGAAAGGGGAAGAGGUGCCAGAGGAGUUCCAGCAGUUCCCCCUGCGCCCCCCCAAGGACGAGCUGUGAUGACACCUUGUGGCCAAACGCUGCCACUGCACCCGGGUCACAUUAAUGACGAGUGGGGCCCCAAGGCUAAAACGAUAAGCCAGGCACCAUUCCGAGGACCUGCUGGCCCGGUGCGGUGUGCAGCGUGUUAGUCAUCGCUGUGUUACUCAGUUUAUAUGCCUUAAAUACAAAUUAUUAAAAAAGAUGGAGUGGAUUGAGUCAUUGAUUGUGCCCGAGGUCCCUGUUAGGCUACUAGUCACCUGGAAAGCUUGUGUACCUUGUGCGUCACUAGGGAAAACAUUUUUCUUUUCAGUUUGAUGUUUUUUUUAUUAUUUUGGCUGUGUUAUUGCAUAACCUCAACUCCUAUAAAAAGUAUUUUAUACAUUGUCUAGCUAAAAUACAGACACCCAGACCCUUAAGGACAAAAGUGUCUCCAUUUAAACUAAUUUAAAAUAAGAAAUUAUCCCGCAGCCAGCAUUAAAAUAAAGCUUCUCAAUAUCUGGCUUUUAAUCAGGAGCCCUGGAUUCACAUUUUUAGUUUUUUUCUAUUUUCUACAAAAUGUAUACAUUUUUCCAUGUUUCCACUAUGGGGGUAACGCAUUCUCUAAUGCUGCACACACAAUACAAAUGCAUCUUAUAAUCAAUGUUUUACCAUUAUUCCAAACAAGAAAAUCCUAUCAUAUAUUAUACAGAAAUGUAUACAUUUUGUAUUUGUUUUUUCAGUAAGAAAACAGUUGAAUUUUGCAAG
Molecule: messenger RNA, 1170 nt
Organism: Gymnodraco acuticeps
Lineage: Eukaryota; Metazoa; Chordata; Actinopteri; Perciformes; Bathydraconidae
Gene: selenoe
Product: selenoprotein e
Exons: 4
Source: RefSeq, a predicted model, not a curated record